Molecule: messenger RNA, 1590 nt
Organism: Boeremia exigua
Lineage: Eukaryota; Fungi; Ascomycota; Dothideomycetes; Pleosporales; Didymellaceae
Exons: 2
Coding region: 65-1276 (403 amino acids)
Cellular component (GO): nucleus
Source: RefSeq, a predicted model, not a curated record
CAUUGCUGCGCGUCAGUCGCGUCGAAGGCAAACAUCACUCGACGUCGCUGCAGUCACGCGCAAAAUGUCUGAUACUGAGCAACCUUCGGAAGCAGCUGUUCUGGAAAAACUCAAGGACAUUGUCAUUUCGCUGCACAAAGCAGGCAACGCCGAUGAGUUGACUGUCAAGCGCGUGCGGACACGCGCAGAGGAAGCUCUUGGCCUUCCUGCGGGUCUUCUGAAAAGCUCUGAUUGGAAACAAAGGAGCCAAGAUGCAAUCAUAGGCGCAGUCGACAAAUACUGCGGUGAUGAACCUGAGCCCGAGCCAGUGAAGUCAAAGCCCGCGCCAAAAGUCUCGAAACCCAAGGCGCCCGCGAAGAAACCUGAACCCAAAGCUGGAGACAAGCAAGGCGCGAAACGGAAGGCGGCAGCUCCUAAGAAACAGCCGCAGAAGCGAAGGAAGACCACAUCUUCUGAGGAUGAGCUGUCAGAGGAGCUCUCUGAGGCUGAGAGCGAACCGGCGACAAAGCCAGCUCGGAGAGCGAAGAAUGUGGUGGAGGAUUCGGGAGAAGAGGAGACGACACCAAAGAAACCCUCAAAGAGGGCGAAGCCAGUUGUGGAAGACGAAGACGACAGCGACGCCGAGCCUGUGACAACACCAGCAAAGAAGAAGACAUCAGUUCCGGCAGACAAGGGCGAUGUCUCGGAGAGCGAGCUGUCGAGUCUGCUUGACGACUCGCCUGCUAAGAACAAGCGGCAGAAGAAAGCACCAGCUGCGAAGAAGAAGGAACCGGCCAAACCGAGAGCGAAGGCCGCGAGUAAAGCGACCGACGAUCCAGACCAGGCCGAGAUCAAGCGCCUUCAAAGCUGGCUUGUCAAGUGCGGCAUUCGCAAGGUCUGGUCGAAGGAGCUCGCCAAAUGCGACACACCGAAAGACAAGAUCCGACACCUCAAGGGACUGCUGUCAGAUGUUGGAAUGGAGGGCAGAUUUUCUGACGAGAAGGCGGCCGCGAUCAAGGAGAAGCGCGAGUUCGCGAAGGAUCUCGAGGCAAUCCAACAAGGCGAAGCCUCAUGGGGCACGACCGAAGACACUGGCGGCAGGCCAAGACGGAGAGCUGCUGCUAGACCAGUACCUGUUCAGAAAAUUGAGUUCAGCGAUGACGAUGAGGAGAGCGAGCAAAACAACGACGAUGGGGACGAGUCCAGCGACAACCCCGAUGACGAUGAUGAAGAUGAUGACCAGGGCGCGUCGGACGACGAUGGGGGCGAUGACAGCGGUGCAGACGACUCGGAGUAGAUAUUCAUCGCUGGGCUUCUUUCAGAUCGGACGAGGUUACUACGGUAUUACAAUCGGCAUUCUUGAAUUGGACAGACACGUGUCGCUAGGUUCCUGGUUCAAUUAGGAAAGUCGAUGAAAUUUUACAACCCUUUGUCGACUUUGAUGCUAAAUACCCUUGCUGACGCUCCAACAUUCGACAACAUCGCUGCUUCACAAAUUCACAUCUAGGAGACACCAUACCUGGCUUCAGCUUAUCAGCUCUUAUUCCUGCAGUGAGUUGUUACCGCAGCGAUGUGUCCUCGGCAAUUUCCGGUCUUGUCAGGUCUCCUAAU